This is a messenger RNA of Rubroshorea leprosula, 1428 nucleotides long. NCBI's taxonomy places the organism in Eukaryota, Viridiplantae, Streptophyta, Magnoliopsida, Malvales, Dipterocarpaceae. The record is from the annotation of a GenBank genome assembly.
ACUCUCUUUUUUUUUUUUUGUCUUAUUACAGUUAUCUUCUUUCCGCUGUUUUUACUAUUUUCAAUGCCUCUACUGAUCUAUGUAAUUCAAAAAUAUAAGCUGAAGUUGAUGGAUGAGUAUGCCCUUGAGGUUAUACGUUCCAUAUGUGGAUCAUUAUCAAACUUAGAUGAGAACCAAUUUGAGCAAAGUCGAGCAGUGGAAGCAAUCUAUCGGGCUAUCGAGAAUGACAUCCCUGAGAUUGUAAUUGAAUUAUUAAAAGGACGUAAUGGUAAGAUAUCAUGGAUUAAUACAGAUCCCGAAGAUUCAAGAAACAUGUUUGCACAUGCUGUAGCACACCGUCAAGAGAAAGUCGCACGCUUUCUUUAUGAUGAAUUUGGCAAAUGCAAGAAUACAAAUAUGGUUACUGCCAUCGAUGAAGAUGGAAACAAUAUAUUACAUGUAGCUUCACAAUUAGCUCCUCAUUCUCAACUAGAUCGCAUCUCUGGUGCAGCUUUACAAUUACAAAGUGAACUACACUGGUUCAAGUCGGUGGAAGGCAUUGUUCCACGGUUCUACAAUAUGAAAAAUAAAGAUGAUGAAACUCCAACCCAAGUAUUUCUAAAAGAACACAAGAAUUUGCUAAAAGAAGCCGAAGGAUGGAUGAAAAAAGUGGCAGAAUCUUGUACAGUUGUAGGUGCUCUUGUUAUUACCAUUAUGUUUGCUGCGGCUUUUGCUGUUCCUGGUGGAAACAAUCAAGAUACAGGCUUCCCCAUUAUUUUGAACAAAAAGAUCACCCAUCCUUCUAAAGACAUAUCGUUUCAAGCAGCGUUCAAAGUAUUUGCAGUUUCAGAUGCAAUUUCUCUUCUCGCUGCAUCCAGUUCAGUGCUAAUAUUUUUGGGGAUUCUCACUUCUCGUUAUGCUUGUCAAGAUUUCUAUAUAUCCUUACCAAACAAGUUGAUUAUUGGCCUUUCUUUGCUCUUCAUCUCUAUUGCGGCAAUGAUGGUGGCAUAUGGCGCUACACUUUUCAUUAUGCUACAUGGUGAAAAGGAGAUUCAUAUUUUAAUCUCACUGACAUUGAUGGCCGGUAUUCCUGUCAUUCUGUUUUUAUUGCUGCAAUCUCCUCUUCUUAUUGAGAUUUAUUGCUCAACUUUUCGCCCAGACAUCUUUAAUAGGAGAAGAUACAGGAAAUACGGAAUGAAUAUAUGCUCAUGUUUCAAUAGGAGAUGGUGGUUCAGAAAGAGGAGAGGAUGGAUGGCAGUGACUUUGUGUGCUCUUGCUUCGCUUUAUUUUAUUAUUUCAUUUUGUGUAGUGUAUCUUAUAGAUUAUACUGUUUUGUAAGUCAUAUAUGUUUUAUUUGAUUAUAUUUUGUAUAAACUUUUUUUCAUAACAACUUUUAUAAAAAUGCACCUUAGUCUUGCGAUCCAACUACUAUAAACUAUUUAGUGGGUU